This is a messenger RNA of Penicillium coprophilum, 1071 nucleotides long. RefSeq names its product phosphoglycerate mutase family protein. The transcript is spliced from 3 exons. Gene Ontology annotation, cellular component: cytoplasm. The coding region runs from base 1 to 1071 and encodes 356 amino acids. The record is from RefSeq and is a predicted model, not a curated record. Lineage: Eukaryota; Fungi; Ascomycota; Eurotiomycetes; Eurotiales; Aspergillaceae. Gene Ontology annotation, molecular function: phosphatase activity.
AUGAGACUCUCCACCCUUAGUUCCGCCCUUGUGGGCCUGGCUGUCGCGCAAGCAUCGACUAUCAAGUACUCUGUAGUGCCAGGCUACUUUCUGCAGGAUGAGGAGUCAACUGAUCCCUCUAAAUUCGACUAUACAGCGGAGAACUUCGGCCUGAUCGGCCGCGCAUAUCCUGCAGACAAGAAGCUCAGAAAACCCAAGUCUAUGACCCAAUGGGAGCGCUUCUACAACCAGGUCAGCAAUUUGAAUGAUCGUUCCCCGCCACACGUCGAGUACAAGGUCCUAUUCCUUGGUCGACACGGUGAAGGGUAUCACAAUGCCGCCGAGUCUUACUAUGGAACACCGGCAUGGAAUUGCUACUGGUCCGAACUCAGCGGCAACGGUACAUCAACCUGGGCAGAUGCCGCCCUCACACCCGAAGGUGCCUCCCAAGCCCUCAAGGCAAACGCCUUCUGGCAAAAGGAGAUAAAUGAGCAACGAAUUCACACACCAGACCUCUACUACGUCAGCCCAAUGACACGCACCCUGCAAACCGCCAACUUGACUUUCACGGGCCUGGACCUACCAAAACACAGCGCGCACUUCAACCCGACUAUCAAGGAACUCUUCCGUGAAUCAAUCAGUGUCCACACCUGCGACCACCGUCGUAGCCGCAGCUACAUCCACUCACUGUUCCCGCACUGGCGUAUUGAGCACGGGUUCAGCGAGGAGGAUGAGCUGUGGAACGGUGUGACGGGUGAAUCUAGUGGUGCGCAGGAUAUUAGAAGUACCCAGGCAUUAGGGGAUGUUUUCUUUUCUUCGUCUAAGAAGAAGUCAUUUGUGUCUAUUACCUCGCAUUCGGGUGAGAUCUCAUCGCUUCUGAGGGUUGUUGGACAUCGGACUUUCAAGUUGAGCACUGGUGCUGUUAUUCCGGUGUUGGUUAAGGCUGAGAAACUUCAUGGUAAGGCGUCGGUUACUUCUGUGCCUUGGGAUUUGACGCCGCAUUGUACGGAACCGCCGGUUACGUCGGUCACGGCUUGUGUUUGUCCUUCCAGUGCGGUGCCGGUUACGACGCCUUUGGCUACGGGGUUUUAA